AUGCUUCGCCCCCUUCGUGCUUGGCCCACCUGCGGCUGCGCAACACACAACGCGCUCACAAGCCUCACUGGUCACGCUUUGCUGUCUUGGGCAUACCGAAGUCUGAGCGCCAGCAACUGGAACCAGGACCACAGCCAAAUCAAGGCCAAGGCUCAAAGUCACACUUUUUCGCUAGAUGCGAAGUACCUCCGUGACUCCACGUUUGCUCACAUCACACGUCCACAACCCAAGAACCGCGCACACAAUCUGUGGCUGAAGCGCCCUCCUCCACCUCAACGCCCGGCCCCAUUCUCGCUUGGCCCCGCCAGCCCCAGCCCCAAAGAUGCGCGGUCAGCGCGCCCCGUGUCAGGCUAUAAAUACCCCCUUUUUGCUAAUCCGCAUUGGGUAAAAGGCUGGAAGACGAACGGCCCGUUCAGGGCCAUUGAGAAGAUCAGGCGCCUUGGGGUUACGAGUGUCAACGCGCGUCGUGGAAACACCGUUGGGCAGAGAUCGUCGCAGAGUGGUGCAGGGCUGACCUUGCUCGACCUCACAAAGUCACAACAGAGAAAGUCACAUGUUGAAUAG
Parastagonospora nodorum SN15 is the source of this 564-nucleotide messenger RNA. RefSeq lists its product as hypothetical. Lineage: Eukaryota; Fungi; Ascomycota; Dothideomycetes; Pleosporales; Phaeosphaeriaceae. Bases 1 to 564 code for a protein of 187 amino acids. The record is from RefSeq and is a predicted model, not a curated record. The transcript is spliced from 4 exons.